Molecule: messenger RNA, 3486 nt
Organism: Penicillium salamii
Lineage: Eukaryota; Fungi; Ascomycota; Eurotiomycetes; Eurotiales; Aspergillaceae
Source: the annotation of a GenBank genome assembly
AUGGAUAGCACUGGGACACCUCACCUACUCCAGCGACCCGAAAGUGUUUUGCCCGAUGAUCCAGAGUUUUCGUUUACCAAGCCUGCAUCCAGCAGAACGCCAUUUUCUUUGAGAAACAUCUCUAAGCAACCUUCGACUGGUUCAUCUUCGCUUGGUUACCCUCCAGUAUCUGACCAACCAGCGAACAAGCAGGUGGCAAGUAACCCACCGUGGAUCAGGCCAGACACGUAUGUAUCAGCCAGAUCACUGUCAACAGCACGGACGAUCGCUUACGACAGGUUUUCAUCGCCAGCGUCCAACUGUCCCUCCCCAGCGAGGCAACCCCUGCUUGCUAAGCCCGCACGUCGAGUUUCAACAAUUAGUGGCGCAGCAAACGUGAUCUCCGGCCAGUAUAGCAGUGGGGAUGGAGAGAAAUCAACCUUUGAGCCUGAGCAUCAUGGAGCUGUCUUCCAGGUGAAUGAGCCUGCUGAAGAUGGACGCCUGGAGAAAGACUUUGAAGUCCUGUCAGACAUUGAGACGGCGGUUCCCAAAGAAUCGACCCUCCCCAAACCGAGUGAAACUGGGACCCCAUUUCCCCGAGCUGCAGUACCAGCGAAAGAGCCCCGAGCUCAGCGUGGACACCAGGAUAGUACAAGUUUCCAAUUUUCAAGGGUACCUUUCAAACCGGUCAAUGUCCCACGUUCUUCGAGAAAGGCUGAGCUUGCUGAAAAGGAGGCGCCAACGAAAAAGGAGCUCCCGAUUAUCACCGGAAAAAUAAGUGGCCCGCUGAGUGAGAAUGACCUCUUCGAGCAGCUCAUUAUGAAGAUAAGAGAGCGUGAAGAAAGCGAAGAAAAUGCCGCAAGUCUUGUGCGGCAGAUCGAGUCGGACAACCGGGCACUGAGAGAAAAAGGUCAAAAUCUGCAGGAGCGAGUCAAAAAACAACAAUUACAACUUGUCAAAGCAUCGUCUGAAGCCAAGGGCCAGCGUGCACAGUUAGACCAGUGGAAGGGCAAGAUCAACAUUUUCAAGGGUGUCAUCCAAGAGCUUGGUCGUGAGUAUGACAAGGUCCGCCAACAAACAAUGAAUCUGAAAGAGACUGCGUCGUCCCUCGACAACGAGAAGAUCCAGAUUCAAACCACCUUGAGCGAUCUCAAGAUGCAGAUAUCGAGACACGCCAAAAUGAUCGAGGACCAGAAGGAGAAACUUGCCACCUCUGAUGGGGUGAUUGCCCACUUGAAAGAAGCGUUAGAUCAUUCAGAAAGAAGGGGCGAUCUUCUCAAAACCCAGCUUGUGGGCGAGAAAAAGCGAACCAUGGCACUUGAGACCUACAUCCAAAAUGAAUCUCAGAUCCAGGCGCGUCAUCUAAACGUUGUCAAGAAAGAGCAAAGCAGAAUGACCGAGAAGCUCGACAGCAUGUGCGAUCAAUUUAGCAAGGCCUGCCUUGAAACACAGGAUGUUAUCUUGUCAAAAGUGGGGCCAGGGGUCGAGAGAUGUGUCGUAUCGGUUGAAGAAAUGAAGAGUCAGUGCUCUGCUGGAACCAUCAAUGCCGAGCGUUUUGUCACAAGUGUACAAGAAACCGCCUGUCGCUUUGAAUCCCUAUCUGGUCAGUUCACAAGCGUUCUUGACAGAAGCAACGAGAUGAGCAAUAGUGUUUUCCGGGGGUUAGAAGAAGGGCUCCAAUCAGUUGAAAAAAACCUUGGCCCUUAUUCACCACUGGUCAAGCAGCUUGCCAACAAUGAGAACUGCUACAACAGUCUCCAACAGCAAGUCCAAGCCUUUGAGCCAAUCCUUGGAAAUUUGGGGGGUUCGAUAAAAGCUGUUGAGGCGACCGAGGCAAGCCUCAUUUGCGCCCUGCAAAGCUUCGGUCAGAUGUUGUCUGCGGCGAGGAUACCAGCAGGAAACCCUGUGUUGGAGAAGGAGCUCAAUGCGAAAUUUGGUGAGAACACACAAUUGCAACUGCAGCUACAACAGGUAUCAAGUGAGAUCGACUCUCUCCGGACGCAAAUUAGUAGUAAAACAUCUGAAAACAUGCAACUCCAGCAAACUUUGACCGAAUCAAUGUCUAGAUUUGAGCAUGAAAUCAAGGAACUUGAGACGGCAAAUAUUCAGACCAGGCAGAAGGCAGACGAACUGGAAUCCCAACUGCAAAUCAGGACCCAGUCUGAACACCUGAAAGAAGAGGCGAAAAAAGAGGCCGAAAAAGCCCUCCUGUUGCUUGAGCUAGAAGCGACAAAGAGGAGUGAAGAGGUUCUAACCAUGAAGCAAACCCUCAGCUUGCUUGAAAGCCGGUCGGCGGCCUUGGAGAAGACCGGGGCGGAGGCCAAUGCUGAGGUUGUUUCUCUCCUUCAGCGAGCCCAAGAAGCCGAAAGCUGGCAAUUGAUGAUAAGGGAGGGAAUCGCGAAGGUCGUGGAUGUACAGCCCGACGAGCCCUUUGAGACAACAUGGCAGAGAAUUGAACGCGCCCUUCAACACUCGGUUGCGCAACACACCCUGGACGGCAAAGUGUGUGCGAACGUUCAGCAUAACAAAGACUUGGACACAGAAGAGGAUCGCAAUGAUCCUGAUGGGCUGAAAAACCGCAACGCGGAGGCUAGGUUUGCGGCUGAACUAAGUGAAAGACUUUGCCAUGGGAUUGAAGACGUGAAGACAGAUGUUCAGUUACCACCCAACGCCUGCAACGUUUCACAUUCGUUGGGACUCGAUGACUGUGUUGACCCACGGCAUGUGUUGCCUAUCGGCCAUGGUAAUAUCGUUCCUUUCUCAAUUCUCCAUGAGAAGAUCGCACCUGAAGACGACGAUGUUUCACUGUUCAAUGAUACAGCUGAGCUGGAAAUGCUCAUGAUUUCAACACCCGAUCUUCAAGGACCGUUUGCUCCCAGGCAAAAAGCGCUGUGUGAUGAUGCAUCUAAAGAGACCCACAAGGCUUCAGCAACAUCAGAUAAAUGUAGCAAGUUUGCCAAAGAGGUUGAUUCUGUGAGUGACUCUGCCAAAAUCGAACAGUCCCGACACACUCCAGGAAACCCCCCUGGCUUGAUUGCUGACAACCGCGCCAAACUGGAGCAAGUCGAUACCAGGAAAAAAGUGGUCAGCUUCGAGGGCACGCAGGCUUUUGCUCGGACUGAAGUUGGCAGAACCCGACGACUGUCGGAUGCCACUGAUAACAGCUCUGGAAUAGAGUCAGAGAGCAAAGAGACAAAGCGAACUCAAAAACGCACCUACAGUCGUCUGCGUCAAUCAGUGGCCCAGGAAGAAACUUCAACUGAGACCAACGCAGGAUUGCAAUCAAUUAAAAAUGAUGUGGCCGGAAAUCCCCAGCAAGACCCAAAGAAAAUGGCUGAAGACCCUGAUGCACCGCGCAAACCACCAAAGAGAUCACGCAAGACAUGCGAUGAUCCUGAACGACGUCUCACUCCCAAAGGAUUGGCUUCGGGCAGCAGUAGAAGCAAUCCAGUCGGCUUGGCCACCAAUGCGCGAGCUCGGGCCAAGCGCCGCAGUCGAGGUAGAUAA